UGUUGGCCCGUGCGUCACUCAAAAGCGGGUAAAGUGUGUCAAGGAUGGUGGAGUGGAAGUUCUGUCAAAAGUGAGACCAGCAGCUGCAGCUCAUCCAUCCGUCAGAGGAUAAUCCCGAGCGGAUGAAGCGGCCUGGUUAACUCCGCGAUCAAAAUGCAGUUCCUGGGACGCAUCAUCGGGACAGUGAGCAAUGUGUUCACCAACCCAUACCGGGUCCGGGAGGUCCAGCUGUCCGAGUACAGGACGAAGGUCAAGAUGCAGCAGGACGGGAGGACGGUGCUCUACAGGGACACUUCCUCUAAAUCCUGGGACUGCGUCCUCAUCAUGUCUGACAACAACGUUAUGGCACUGAGGUUGUUCCAGGUGACGUCGGAGGAAGACGCCGCAAACUGGUUCCCUCAGUACGCCCUCAAGCUCCGCCCCUUUUAUGAAACCCUCCGUCCGCCCCUCAAACCCGAGACGCUGCAGCAGAUUGUCGAUUGUCUACGGAACCAUCCGGACUGGAGCUCCGCCCACAUUGCCGUGGAUACCGGUCUGCGCGAAUGCUUGAAGCACAACCAUGUACUGGGUCAGAUGAACAUACGGGACGCUCAGGGCCAGACCCCGCUGCACCUGGCGUGCGAGCGCGGUGAGGUGAGCUGCGUGCGAGAGCUGAUCGAGGAAUGCCAGGCUCGCACAGACAUCCGAGAUAAGAACGGCAACACGCCGAUGCACUGUGCAGCCAAGCAGGACUCGGCAGUCGUCGUGGAGGUCCUGUGCUCUCAGCUGUGCGCCGGUGUAAACGAGUUGAACCUGGCCGGAGAGACACCGCUGCACGUCGCGUGCCGGUUAGGAAAGACCGAUACGGCCAGGGCGCUGAUGGGAGGCGGGGCUCGGAGCGACAUUGUCGGGGGCGUCGGCUACCCGAUCCACAUGGCCAUGAAGUACAGCUCCAAGGGCUGCGCAGAGGUCAUUCUGGCUGCCGAUCCGAAUCAGCUCCAGGCCGAGGACCCGGUAUAUGGCGGAACCCCUCUCCACUGGGCCAAAAACGCAGAAAUGAGUCGCCUCCUGCUGGACCACGAGUGCAACGUAAACUACCUCAGCAAAACUGGCGAAAGUCCGUUACACAUCCUGAGCAAGAAGGGGCGCUACGAUGCCGCCAUGGCGCUGCUCAUCCACGGAGCCAACCCUAACAUCAGGUGUGUGGACGGGAACACGGCUCUGCACCUGGCCAUGAAGUUGGACCACAUGGACCUAAUAAAAGCAUUGAUCGUUUUCGGAGCUGACAUGGAGAUCCACAACAACCUGGGCGAGACACCAGGCUUGAUCGCAGCCCGCUCCAGCAAGGGCCCCAACCGUAAGGUGUUGCUGAAGAUGCUGCAGUGCGUCGGGGUGGAGCGAUGCGGCCCGCCCUCCCCGACUUCCCAACAUAUCACCAAAAGACCAACACCCCUGUCUAUAGGGAUUAAUGACCUCAUUCACGCUGCGGCCGCCAUCUCCGCUAUGAGUCAAGGCUACACCGAAGUGGACGGACUCAGGACGAGUGAAAAGAUGGACAGAUUGCUGUGUCUGGAUGGAGGAGGUAUCAAAGGCUUGGUUCUGAUCCAGCUGCUGAUCACUUUAGAGAAGGAAGCGAAGCGGCCUGUACGAGAGCUCUUCGACUGGGUGGCUGGAACCAGCACCGGCGGCAUCCUGGCUCUCGCCGUCGUCCACGGAAAAUCCAUGGAGUACCUGCGCUGUCUGUAUUUCCGGAUGAAAGAUCAAGUGUUUAAAGGCUCGCGGCCGUAUGAGUCGGGGCCGCUGGAGGAUUUCCUUAAGCAGGAGUUUGGAGAGGACACCAAGAUGACCGAGGUCAAAUACCCCAAAGUGAUGGUCACUAGUGUUUUGGCAGACAGACACCCCGGGGAGUUGCACAUCUUCAGAAAUUACGAAGCUCCCACCACCCAACGAGACCCUCCGUACGCUUCUACAGCCAAUUUCAGACCCCUCACCAUCCCACAAGAGCAGGUUGUGUGGCGCGCAGCUCGUUCCAGUGGCGCCGCCCCUACAUAUUUUCGACCAAUGGGACGCUUUCUGGACGGCGGGCUGCUGGCUAAUAACCCCACGUUGGACGCCAUGACUGAGAUCCACCAGUACAACAAAUCACUGAAGGCUCAGAGUCGGGGGGAUGAGGUGUGUCGUCUGGGUGUGGUGGUGUCUCUGGGUACGGGGAAACCCCCACAGGUGGCGGUAAACUCUGUAGACGUGUUCAGACCCUCAAACCCUCUGGAGCUGGCGAAGAGCUUCGUAGGAGUCAAAGAGCUCGGCAAGAUGCUGGUGGACUGUUGCACUGACUCAGAUGGGUGUGCAGUAGACCGAGCCAGAGCCUGGUGUGAAAUGACCGAUAUAAACUAUUACAGGUUGAGUCCUCAGCUCUCCAGCGAGGUCCUCCUGGAUGAAGUGAGUGAUGAAGUUCUGGUGAACAUGCUGUGGGAGACGCAGAUGUACCUCUAUGAGAACCGCGAGCUCAUACACACCAUUGCGCAGCAGCUCCUGCGGCCCUAACACACACACACACACACACACACACACACACACACACACACACACACACACACAGAGAGCAGUGACAGUAAGAGUGCAUGAAUAAAAACACCCAGUAUUACUCAAUACCUCCUUAUAAAAAAGUCACAUGAUCAACUGUAACCAAUCAGAGGACAGUGACCGGCCAGUGCACCCACAACAUACCGAAUACUGGUAACAAUAUGAAGAAUCUUAAUCGUUCUGGUUCAUUUUGAAUCCAUCAUGUGGAUCCAAUCCAUCCAAUCGUGAUUCCAGUACGUUUCAAACUGCAUGAAGGAACAAUUUUUAUGGAAAAAAUCUAGAGUUGCUCAAAAUCUCGAGUUCUUUAGCUGAGUUUAGGACACGAUUCUUGAAUCCUAUUGGCCGAAACAAAUGAUAGUUUCUCUAACAACAUGGACGCCAAAUCCAAAACUAAGGAAAUUCAGCUCCAAGAAGAUGCUAAUAAACAUUUAGCUUACACAGACAUCUAAAAAAUUCAUGAGUCUUGUCGCUAAUACAAGAAUGUCUUGGCGAAUAAUCAGCAGUUUUUAACAAAUAACUUUGAACCUUUUGAACACUUGAACCUUUAAUGCAAACUUGAACAGCUGGUUUUAGUUUAAUAGUCUUGUUGAAAAUGCACGUUUGUUUGUUUGUUUGAUUUGUUUUGUUUUAUUGCCAGUAUUGAAGUAAGUCUAAUGUCGUGUACUAAUUUGGGGCGAGAUUUCAGUUUAUAUAAGUUUACUGUCAAGCAAAAAAAAAAAAAACACCUCCAGUACUGAAACUAGUGAUUACUGACAAAACCUCCGUAUUUAUUUGUUUUUUUUGUUGUUGUUGUUGUUUUUUUUAUGAUUUCUUUUCUCAUGACUGAUGCUGUUUGUCUUAACAGAUUUUAUAUUCUGUGUAUUUUGCCUUAAAUAUAAUAUUAAUUUUUAUUAAUUCUGGAUUUAUUAAAGCGUUAACGACUAAA
Molecule: messenger RNA, 3487 nt
Organism: Silurus meridionalis
Lineage: Eukaryota; Metazoa; Chordata; Actinopteri; Siluriformes; Siluridae
Gene: pla2g6
Product: phospholipase A2, group VI (cytosolic, calcium-independent)
Biological process (GO): positive regulation of ceramide biosynthetic process; cardiolipin acyl-chain remodeling
Cellular component (GO): mitochondrion
Molecular function (GO): protein binding
Source: RefSeq, a predicted model, not a curated record